Sarcophilus harrisii (Tasmanian devil) is the source of this 811-nucleotide messenger RNA. RefSeq names its product small integral membrane protein 3 (gene SMIM3). NCBI's taxonomy places the organism in Eukaryota, Metazoa, Chordata, Mammalia, Dasyuromorphia, Dasyuridae. The record is from RefSeq and is a predicted model, not a curated record. The transcript has a single exon. The coding region runs from base 10 to 192 and encodes 60 amino acids.
UAAAUCAACAUGAAUGCUGUCAGCCAAGCCUCCCCAGAGGCAGUACUGCCUAAGCACAUUCUGGACAUCUGGGUCAUUGUCCUCAUUAUCCUGGCCACUAUCGUGAUCAUGACUUCCUUGGUGCUGUGCCCGGCCACGGCUGUCAUCAUUUAUCGAAUUCGGACUCAUCUCAUACUCAAUCAGGACUUUUGAAGCUGCUAGAUGCUGGGGAUGGGUGGGAUCCUAGACUGGACUUUUGAUGCCUGAAAAUGUCCCAGAAAACUUCCCCUCUGAUGAGAUGAUGAGAGCCUUUUCGUUAUGGAAAAUGGUUUGAAGCUACUAAAUGGAACUAGAUCUUGUCCAUGAAAAUGCCUUUUAUGAUGCAUGUCUCCGUAAGCACUAACAACAGUGUUGGAGGAAGGAAGCUUUUCUGGCAGGGCUGGUCUCCUUCUGUCAAGCAGACUGGGCCCAGUUUCAGGAUGUACAAGAUAUAAGGUGGAGUCUCCCAGGGCUGAAACUUCUGGAAAUUGGAGAUGCUUCAAGAGCAGGGACAGGGAUGAUCAAGCAGUUACACUUCCUUCUUCUUACAUCCCUUUAAAAGUAUAAAUUCCUCCAAUCACCAACAAAGUGAUUCCCUGUUCUGGGAAGCCCCCUACCAAGUUUUCUAUCAUGUUAAAUUCCUGGUUGGAUGUUGUUCUUAGUUGGUUGUAAAUUAGCUAAAGUCCUAGCUCAUAGUUUUAAGUCCCUUUGCUUUUUAGUACAUUUAAAUUUUAAUAAAAUACUAUUUAUAGUAUUUUAAUAAAAUGCUAUAUACUCAUAUUGCCCAAAGAAA